This is a messenger RNA of Vanderwaltozyma polyspora DSM 70294, 1134 nucleotides long. RefSeq names its product mitochondrial 54S ribosomal protein mL44 (gene MRPL3). The coding region runs from base 1 to 1134 and encodes 377 amino acids. Gene Ontology annotation, biological process: primary miRNA processing; rRNA processing; regulation of gene expression. NCBI's taxonomy places the organism in Eukaryota, Fungi, Ascomycota, Saccharomycetes, Saccharomycetales, Saccharomycetaceae. The transcript has a single exon. Gene Ontology annotation, cellular component: nucleus. Gene Ontology annotation, molecular function: ribonuclease III activity; double-stranded RNA binding. The record is from RefSeq and is a predicted model, not a curated record.
AUGUCUAUUUCUCAAAUGUUGAAGAGUUCUCAAUUAAGAUCUUCUGUUUUGAGAAACAGAAAUAGCAUAUCCACUUUGGUGAUAACAACUAGAUCUUUCCGAAGUAUGCCAGUUAGAUGGAACCGACAACAGGAGAUAUCCAAUUCAUCAGAGGAAGAAUAUUCCAAUCUAUUGAAAUACAAAGAAUAUUAUAACGAGUUAAGAGACACCACGAAUAAUGUUUCUAAUGAAGUAGCAGAGAAAUCACCACUUUUAAAUACUCUACACAAGAGAUUGAAUCUACCUAAGGAAUUUGAAUUAUCAUUAUUAUCAAGAUGUUUAAGUUGCCGUUCAUCUAAGCUAUCACAUGAAUUAAGUAAUCCAAAGAGUGGGUUAGCAUUUGUCAACUCAGUAAAUACAAAUAACUAUUUCGAUAAUUUUGGUUUAAAUAUAUUUGGUAAAAAUUUAUUAACUUUCCACGUUACACAUCAUUUGUUACAAAAAUAUCCUCGUCUACCAACAGUAGUUUUAAAUGCUGCUGUUGAUGCUUAUAUCUCCGAAAAAGUUCUAGCCAGUAUUGGUAAAUCAUGGGGUAUUGAAACGGAAAACACCUCUGUAUUAGAUAGAUUCACAAGAAAUGAACCAAUUAACAUAACUUUAGGUAAAUUGAGGUUUAUGAAUAACUCAUUAAAUAAGGAAGAUGGCAUUGAAUAUGUCUCUGGUCAAUUACAAUCAUCAGAUGCCGCAUAUGCUUUGGCAGUAAGAUCAAUUAUAGCAACAUUGUGGGCAUCAACUCAAAAGACUCAACCUGAUUUAGUAAUCAAAUUCAUAAACGACAAUAUCUUAAGCAGAAAAUUAGACAUCACAAGAAUGUUCCAAUUCGAAAACCCAACCAGGGAAUUGGCAACCUUAUGUAGACGUGAAGGCUUCGAACAACCAAUUUCAAGAUUAUUAGCAGAAUCCGGUAGACUAUCAAAGGCUCCUGUAUUCAUCAUCGGUGUAUUCUCAGGCAAUGAAAAAUUAGGUGAAGGUUUUGGAUCUUCUUUAAAAGAAGCAAAAGCCCGUGCUGCUACCGAUGCCUUAAUGAAAUGGUACUGUUACGAACCAACAUCUGGCCAAAAUCCAGUAAUUGAUCAUGGGACUGUUAUUGUAUGA